GAGGUUUUCGCCAAGUUUUCGCUGUUUCCUUCUGACGUCGACGAGAAAUUUGGCGCGAUGCAUUAAUUUACUGAAAUAAUCAUUUCGACUUGUGAAGUGUUAUUACUUUUGUUUAACAGUUCUGAAUACACCCGCUAUCAAAAUGCCUGCGUUCUUGAAGUAUAUCGAUAUGGAAAACUUUAAGUCCUACAAGGGGCAUCACCGCAUAGGACCCCUAAAAUCGUUUACGGCUGUCGUGGGACCCAAUGGUUCAGGUAAAUCUAACUUCAUGGACGCCGUGAGUUUUGUGAUGGGGGAGAAAACGUCUUUGCUGCGUGUAAAGCGUCUUAGCGACUUGAUCCAUGGCGCCUCCAUCAACAAACCUGUGGCGAGAUGUGCAUCAGUCACUGCAACUUUUGUACUAGAAGACACUGAGACUGAGAAACAGUUCCAGAGGUCUGUUAUUGGACAAUCAUCUGAUCACAAGAUUGAUGGACAAUCUGUGCCCACCAGCCAGUACUUAGCGGAGUUGGAGAAACUUGGCAUCAAUGUCAAGGCUAAGAACUUUCUGGUGUUCCAAGGUGCCGUGGAGAGCAUUGCUAUGAAGAACCCCAAGGAGAGAACGGCACUCUUUGAAGAAAUCAGUGGGUCUGGAGUGCUCAAAGAGCAGUAUGAAGCAUGCCGGGCAGAAGUGAACCGAGCUGAUGAGGAAGCCCAGUUCUCAUACCAGAAAAAGAAGGGAGUGGCCGCCGAGAGGAAAGAAGCCAAAUUCGAGAAGGAGGAAGCUGAGAAAUAUACCCGACUGAAAGAGGAGCUGCAACAACAAAAAGUGGAGCUUCAGCUGUUCCAUCUGUACCACAACGAGAAGGACAUCCAGAAUAACGAAGAGGAGCUGCAGCACAAGCAGUCGGAGCUCACAAAGAUAGAGAAGAAGCGGCAGAAAGCCGAGGACGCACUCAAAGAGAAGAAGAAGGAGGCGGGGACGGCGCAGCGCGAGCUCGCCAAGAUCGAGCAGGAUAUACGUGAAGUGGAAGCGGAGGUGUCGAAGAAGCGUCCAACUUUCAUCAAGGCGAAGGAGCGCGUGACGCACACGCAGAAGAAGUUAGAGAGCGCUAUUAAGACGCUGGAGCAGGCGCGUAAAGCGCACGAGGCUCACCAGGCGGACAUCAAAAAACUGGAAGACGAACUACGCGUAGUCGAGGAGGCGAAGGCGGAGUGGGAGGGGUCGACCGGCACCUCAGCGGCGGCGGGCGGGCGGGCGGACGUCCACCUCGAGGAAGCCCAGAUCAGACAGUACGAGGAACUGAAGAUGGAGGCGUCCCGCUCCGCCGCCAGAUACCUGCAGGAGCUGGACAGCGUCAAUCGGGAGCAGAAGGCCGACCAGGACAGGCUGGACAACGAAAUGAGGAAGAAGGGGGAGUUCGAGAAUAAGCAUCGCCAGAAGGGUCACGAACGCAACGAAGCUCUUAAGCGCGUGGAGAAGCUGAACGAGCACAUCAAGAGCUCGGAGCAGGCGCUCGAGGAGCAGCGCCGCCUGCGCGCCGAGCUGCAGGCGGAUGUGGGUUCGUGUCGCGGCCGCGCGGCGGCGCUGCAGGCGGCCCUCGAGGAAGUAGCGGCGCAGCUCGGCGACGCGCGCGUUGACAAGCACGAGGAGGCGCGCCGGCGCAAGAAGCAGGAGAUCGUGGAGAGCUUCAAGCGCGACAUCCCCGGCGUGUACGACCGCAUGAUCAACAUGUGCCAGCCCACGCACAAGCGGUACAACGUCGCUAUCACCAAGGUGCUCGGCAAAUACAUGGAGGCGAUUGUCGUGGAUACAGAGAAGACGGCGCGGCGAUGCAUUCAGGUGUUGAAGGAGCGCAUGCUGGAGCCCGAGACCUUCCUGCCGCUCGACUACAUCCAGGCGAAGCCGCUGCGAGAGAGACUCAGGGACAUAAAAGAGCCGAAGAACGUGAAGCUCCUGUUCGACGUGCUCCGCUUCGAGCCGGCCGCCAUCCACCGCGCCGUGCUGUUCGUCACCAACAACGCGCUCGUCUGCGAGACGCCCGAGGACGCCUCGCGCGUCGCAUACGACCUCGAUCGCAACAAGAACAGCCGAUACGACGCGUUGGCGUUGGACGGCACUUUCUACCAGAAGUCUGGCAUCAUCUCGGGUGGGUCGCUCGACUUGGCUCGCAAGGCCAAGCGCUGGGACGAGAAACACCUCUCGCAGCUCAAGGCUAAGAAGGAGAAACUGACGGAGGAGCUCCGUGAGUCGAUGAAGAAGUCGCGCAAGGAGUCUGAGCUCACCACCGUCGACUCGCAGAUCCGCGGUCUCGAGUCACGACUCAAGUACGCGCUCUCCGACAGGGAUGCAACUCUCAAACAAAUCAAGACUCUUGAUAACGAGAUAGCGGAGUUGGAGCGCAAGAUGGAGAAUUUUGGGCCGCAAAUCGAGGAGAUCGAGCGUACUAUACGCUCGCGCGACGCCCGCAUCCAGGAGGUGAAGGAACGAAUGAACACCGUCGAGGACGUCGUAUUCAGCGCCUUCUGCAGCGACAUAGGCGUGUCCAACAUCAGACAAUACGAGGAGCGGGAGUUGCGCGCGCAGCAGGAGCGGGCGAAACGCCGGAUGGACUUUGACGCGCAGAUCGACCGUAUCGCGUCCAACCUGGAGUUCGAGCGGUCACGUGAUACGCAGAAGAACGUUACCCGCUGGGAGCGGACUGUCCAAGACGGGGAGGACGAGCUCGAGGCGUCGCGGCAGGCUGAGGCCAAGCAGCGUGCUGAGGUGGACCGCGAGCUGCGUCGCGCGGACGCACUUAAGGCGGACCGCGCGACCGCACGCGCGGCGCACGAGCGGGCGGAGGCGGACGUGGCGGCGGCGCGCAAGGACCUCGCCACCAUACAGAAGGACAUACAGAACGUGCAGAAACAGAUAGCCGCCAUAGAGGCGCGCAUCGAGAGCCGCCGCAGCGACAGACACAAUAUACUGCGGCAGUGCAAGAUCGACGACAUAAUAAUCCCACUGCUCGAGGGCAGUCUCGACGACACGGCGGACGACGGCUCCGAGCCCUCGUCGAUGUCGACGACGGCGCAGUACCAGCGCGAGGCGCGCAUCCGCGUCGACUACCGCGACCUCCCCGACGCGCUCAAGGAGUUAGACGAGCCCGACGAAGUCAAACGCAAGGCGGACAAGCUGCAGAAGGCGAUCAACUCGCUGCAGAAUACGGUCGACAAGAUACAGGCGCCGAAUAUGCGGGCGAUGCAGAAGCUGAACGAGGUGCGUGAGAAGGUGAACGCCACCAACGAGGCGUUCGUGAUGGCCCGCAAGCGCGCGCACAAGGCCAAGCUCGCCUUCGAGAAGGUAAAGAAAGAACGGCACGACAAGUUUAUGGACUGUUUCGAGCACGUCGCAAAUGAAAUCGAUGCUAUCUACAAGGCGCUGGCGAUGAACCAGUCGGCGCAGGCGUUCCUCGGGCCCGAGAACCCGGAGGAACCGUACCUGGACGGCGUCAACUACAACUGCGUGGCGCCCGGCAAGCGCUUCCAGCCGAUGUCCAACCUUAGCGGUGGGGAGAAGACGGUGGCGGCGCUCGCGCUGCUCUUCGCCAUACACAGCUACCAGCCGGCGCCAUUCUUCCUGCUGGACGAGAUCGACGCGGCGCUGGACAACACGAACAUCGGCAAGGUGGCGUCGUUCAUCCGCUCCAAGAAGGGCAGCCUGCAGACCAUCGUCAUCUCGCUCAAGGAGGAGUUCUACGGGUGCGCCGACGCGCUCGUCGGGAUAUGCUCGGAGCCGGCCGACUGCCUCGUCAGUGACGUCAUCACACUCAGUCUGGAGAACUAUAACGAUUGAGCGCGCAAACAUUCACUACAAUAAGUUAUUGUUAUUUCACUAUAAGUAAUUAAUUGUGACCUAAACGCCAAUUUUCGUAUUUAACUUUCAGUUUACCUUCAAUUGCUUAUAAAUCGCCUUGAGAUUUACUUGAAUCUCAAGAAAAUCUCAAGACUUGAAAUGAACACUACGUUUAGAAGUUGGCACGCAAUUUGCGUUGUCAAAUUAAUGUUAAACGCAUUUUUAAUUGGUCCAAACCCCCAUAUAUUUUCUAAGUGUAUCAUCUCAAGAAAGUCUAAGAUUCAAUUAAGAUCAAUUUGAGUAUAUUCAGUAUUGUCUUAAAAGUUAAAUAUCAGAAUAGACGUUACAAAUGUAAACAAAGUUCUACCUUCGACGCAGACGGAUUUUGUUUAUAUUUAUAUAGAUUUAGAUAAUUACAUUUAUAAUAUGACAUUCUUGAUACAAUAUUAGUUAAUAUAAUAUCAUAAUUUAGGUUUUGUAUGCUGGCGUUUUUAUUUAUACCCUCUUGCUAAUAAAGAUAUUUUUCGCUGACUUUGUAUGUUAUGUGAGUCUUCCAAAGUAGCAGACCUUGCAUAGUUCGCUGUGUGAAUAUUUUAGUAGUAUAGACUAAAGAUACCCUUUUUACAUUACGAUAACCUUUUUCAGUAAUUUUAAAUAACAUAAUAGAGGAAUUAAUGAAAAAUAAACGCAAUACUGUAGAGCUCUUUAUUUACAAUAAACCUCUGUAUUUUACAAUAUAAUAUUACAUUAUAUUAAUAAAUAAUAACGGUCCGCGACGUCGGUCGUCACAUUUAUCUUUUGUUUAGUAACAUGUCGAAAUUAAAAAUAGAAAAACCCGGAAGCUUGGUCAAAACAAAGUCCAGAAAAAAAAACUAAAUUAAAUAGACACAUCAUAGUCAUUUUAUAGAGCACCAAAGUGAGAUCUCAACAUACAUCUGGGUUUUUUCUUUUUGCAGUGAAUCGUAUAAUAUAUCAAUGCAGAUAUUUUACUACAUUUUUAAUGAAAGUAAGCCCAUUUCGACCUGAACACGAUAUCUCAUUGAAAGAGAAAGAAAGAAAGAAACAAACUUAUUUGGUAAACAAUACAAACAAAACUAAACAAUUAAAAAACAUUUCAACACCUUUACCAAAUAGGUGCUUACUCAGCAUGUGUUGCGACCGUAGUCGCAACGCUGGUUUUCAGUUGUAAGUAAAAACCAGGUAACCAGGUAAACUGUUUACAGUUAAGUUUUCAUUGUAAGCUCAACUGUGUAGUUUAGUGAGGGACCGACGUGCGAAACUUAUCUAGUUUCAUCAUCAUCACUCGCCUUGUUGACAACUCGUAUUACCCUAACUACAUCACAUACUAUAUUAACAUUUAUAUGUGGAGCAUCACCAAACUAGAAUCAAACUUGAAAAAACUAAAAAGCAAACCGGGACUCGAAAUUCUGUUAUACAGUUUGGCAGAUAUAAAUCUUAUUUAGAGCGGUAUUUUGUUUUUCUGGAUUAACACUUUUUCAUUCAUUUUAUUUUUAGGCAAAAUAGGCUGUAAUAUUUAGAACUGACCGAAAGUACAAAAUAUAAGGCAAAGAAGUAAUUUAAAAUAAUAUGAAAUAUUUGAACAGCAUAAUGUCAAUUUAGGUUAGGUAGAUUUUACAUAACAGUAAGCUCAUUAGAUAAAAUAUUAAAUAACAAUAUAAUAAUAUUAUAUACGUUACUAUAAUUAUCAACAUACAUAUUAAUAUAGCCGGUCACCAAACAUCCAGAAGCGGUACUUGUCUCUUUCAUUUAAACGCGACAAUUUCUAUAUCCCAUUCUUAGACUUAUGGGUGUUAUUUUAGAGAAGUCAUAGGUCAACGUCAAAUUUCUACGAGUUCGGUGACCGGGCUAUAGCAAAUACUUAUUCUAGUACCGGUUUUUAACUUGAACAAGACUCAAGUUUUCUGUACAUUAAGCUGUAUUAUUAAUAAACC
Aricia agestis (brown argus) is the source of this 5766-nucleotide messenger RNA. RefSeq names its product structural maintenance of chromosomes protein 1A (gene SMC1). The record is from RefSeq and is a predicted model, not a curated record. Gene Ontology annotation, cellular component: nucleus; chromosome; cohesin complex. The transcript has 23 exons. Gene Ontology annotation, molecular function: DNA binding; protein binding; ATP binding. NCBI's taxonomy places the organism in Eukaryota, Metazoa, Arthropoda, Insecta, Lepidoptera, Lycaenidae. Bases 143 to 3814 code for a protein of 1223 amino acids. Gene Ontology annotation, biological process: sister chromatid cohesion.